Molecule: messenger RNA, 1500 nt
Organism: Aspergillus steynii IBT 23096
Lineage: Eukaryota; Fungi; Ascomycota; Eurotiomycetes; Eurotiales; Aspergillaceae
Product: putative aldehyde dehydrogenase
Exons: 3
Coding region: 1-1500 (499 amino acids)
Molecular function (GO): aldehyde dehydrogenase (NAD+) activity
Source: RefSeq, a predicted model, not a curated record
AUGGGCUCGAUCAACUUGACCGGCCGAGACGGCCGCCAGAUUAGUAUUCCUUCCGGCCUCCUCAUCAACAACGAAUUCGUUCCGAGCAAACAAGGCUCUGUGCUCGAUGUCCAGAACCCCUUCUCUGGCGAGGUCCUCGGCGCCAUCUCUGUUGCUGAGUCCGCAGAUGUCGACGUCGCAGUUGACGCUGCGACCAGUGUAUUCCAAGAAACUUGGAAAAAUGCCGCCGCAUCAACCAGACAAGAGCUCCUGAAUCGACUGGCAGACUUGAUUGAACGAGACGCAGACGAGUUCGCAACGAUCCACGCCUUGGAUGGCGGGUUCGUCUUUGACGACGUGAAGAUGUUCGAUGUCUCGCAGGCUUGCGAGACCUUGCGAUACUUCGCCAGGUGCACCGAGAUCUCUGGUCGGAUCGUUGAUGUUCCCAAUGGCAAGGGAGUUGUUCGGAAGGAGCCCAUUGGAGUUUGCGCGGCUAUUGUGCCCUGGAAUGCGCCUCUGAUGAUUACGAUCUGGAAGCUGGCUGCCGCUCUGGCCGCAGGAAACACGCUCAUCAUCAAAUCCCCCGAGGCCGCCCCUCUGGCUGGACAGAAACUAGGACAGCUGACCGUCGAGGCUGGCUUCCCUGCCGGUGUGGUCAGUAUCUUGCCGGGUCUGGGCACCGUGGCGGGCAAAGCCAUCGCAGAGCACAUGCGCAUCCGCAAGAUCGCUUUCACCGGAAGCACGCCCACCGGACGCAGUAUCCUUCGAGCGUCAGCAAACACAAACCUGAAGAGGGUGUCCCUGGAGCUCGGAGGAAAGAGUCCCUCGAUUGUCUUCGACGACGCAAACCUGGACAACGCCUUGUUCUGGAACAUUGUCGGCUCUAGCGCCAAUAACGGCCAGAUCUGCGCUCUCGGAUCUCGGAUCUACGUCCAAGAUACCAUCUACGACAAAUUCGUGGAAGGACUGGUCGCGCGUGCGCGCCAGAUGCCUGCCGUCACGGGUAAUCCGCUAGAGAAGGGUGUCACCAAGGGCCCGGUCAUCAACAAGCAGCAGCACGACCGAAUCCUGGGCUAUCUGGAGCAAGGCCGGAAAGAGGGCGCGAAGACCGUCCUGGGCGGAACCGGCACCGCCCAUGGCUCCAGUGGCUUUGUCGAGAACACCAUCUUGACCGAUGUCGGAGAGAAUUUCACAGUUGUGAAGGAGGAAAUCUUCGGACCCGUGGCUACGGUGCACCGAUUCUCAACCGAGGACGAGGUCAUUGCCAAGGCGAAUGACUCCGAAUACGGAUUGAGUGCGGCCGUUUUCACGGAGAACGUUCAUCGGGCCGACCGAGUGGCUAAUGCUCUGGAGUCGGGACAGGUCACUGUCAACUGCUGGGGAAUGAUGACUCCCAGCAUGCCGUUUGGCGGCGUGAAGCAGAGUGGAUUUGGUCGGGAUAUGGGCGAGGAGGCGCUGGAGGCCUGGUUGUCGGUCAAGUCCAUCAAGUACUGGUCGUUGAACGAGAAGGCGAACCUGUAA